AUGGAGAACGAUGCAUCGGGCGGUCGCCGUGGCCGGCUGAUGGGCAAGCUGUUCAACAACAAGGAGAAGGCGUCCAAGAAGGACCGCGAGCAGUUCAAGGCCGAGCAGAGCGCCAACGACCUGUCCGCCUUCCUGGGCGGCGGCAACGCCGACAAGCUCCAGGUCACGCACCCUCCCCCUCCGCCGCCCGCACACGGCCACCGCGAGUACGACCGCCAGCAGCCCCAGCUGGCUCUGGACACGAGCCGCGCGACGAGAUACCCGCAGGCCCUCGACGUCGACAACGGGUCUCAGCAGAACUUGGCCUACCGCUCGCGCUCGCAUAGCCCUCCCGGGCGGCCUCGUAGGAAGAACAAGGGGCUGGUUGUGCGGUUCGUGGACAGCUAUCCCGAGGUUAUCGGCGUCGGUGGAGACGAGUGCGAUAGCCCCGUCGCUGAGAUCGGGAGAAGGAAGAGGUCCAGGUCGGCACCAUUGUCCGCGCCCAUACCGCCCACGAAGCAAGGUCACGAGUACGCGAGACAGGUCGGCGCAUACCAGGAGGUCACCCCCCCGCAGGAUGAUGAUGGCUUUAUACCAGGCCCAAUUCGCAGGACCCAGACGGGAUAUGUUCCAAAUAUGACUGAGGAGGCAGGUCCUGCUCCCAAUGCGUCCUCGAAGGUUCCCUCGCCCCAGCCUCGAACCGUACCUGCUGGCGAGACUGCUCGAUCCCGUUUCUUGGACACAUCCAGUCGCAAGGAUGAAGCAAGACGGUCGUUUAUCGAGAUACACCAGCACGAGCAGAGACAGGCAGAGGGGAUGGCGUUUGCCGAGGCCAUGAGAUCAGCUGGUGCAGAGUCGCACAAUGAGUGGGAUGACCACAACUCCUCCCCCGAGCCCGUGAGAUCGACACCACAGACAAUGCAACAGAGAAACGUGCCCGCCGUUGCUAUGAACGACGCCCCGUUCGAUCCCCCUUUUGAUGAUGCAAUAGCGCCCUCCUCGUCACCGUUUAGAGCACAGUCGACGAGGAAGCCAAUGCCUCAAGCUUUCCGACACGAAGACCGGCCACCUAUGCGAGCACAAUCAACGCGUACACAUGUUCAACCCCUGAUGCCAGAUCCUACUCAGCCGCAACAACCUCCACAGCUUCCUCCGCCCAAAAACCCGGCACGCAGAUCGCCACUGCCCCCGACGAUAGACCCAUCUUCUAGAGUGCUUUUACCGCCAAUGGAGGCGGGUGAAGAGACACCGCCCUCUUUUACAAAUGAUGUGCUGCAGGCCGGGCGUCCCACGGAUUUAGAUGAGCUCCGGAUGAAAACCCGAGUCGAAUCAGACAGCCCUUCGUCGCAAUAUUCCGGUUCCAUCUACUCUACUUCUGAAUUGUCUCAGAAGGCCACUCCUAUUGCGCAGAGUUCACAGAACCCGCGAGAUCGAUCUUGGAGUACUGCCUCGCCCGAAAAGGCCCCCCGAAAGCCUUCCGAUCUACCUGGAAAUGACGAUGCCUACGAAGAAUUCAUCAGACGGACAAAACAUCUUUACGAAUUAUUUCGCCUGCAUGCGGAGCAGUUCAAGCCGCUGGGGAGCUGCAAACCCGAUGACAUGUGCCGAGCGGCGGUCUGGUGGUUUUUGAAAGGGAGAACUGCACUUGAGACUACUAUGAGAAGUCGUGGUACAGAUCUGGAUGAGACCAAGAGUCUCAUGAACCGAUAUCAAGCCUAUACCGACUUGACGAAAGGCUACUGGCUGACGGAGCUAGCACUGCCCGAGAUCGCCGAGGGCAAAUACAGCCCUGUAGAUGGCGAGCUGGGCGAUGUCAGGCAAAUAUUGACCACAAACUUAAAGAAGUUGGCAGGAUCUAUGAGCCGAAAUGGUCUGCUUCCGCCCGACGAGCCAUUCAUGCCACAAAUGAUGGAUAAGGGAAUCUGGGUCGACUACCCAACAUUAAGUCAGGACAUCAUCUCCCUGCUUAACGGUAACUGGGGCUCGCUGCUCCUAGCAUCCGCUUCCCAGGCCAACAGUCAUGUGCAUGCCCUGGAAGCCUUGCCUCUUGGUGAUACUCCGCAGAUUUUCAAUUACGGCCGGGUCAACGCCGAUGUCUACCUGAUGGAACAAGGGAUGGAGUCGAUGCAUACGUAUUUCCCUUGCAUCUUGUCCAUUAAUCGCCCGGUAAACACCUCGAGCCUCGUCUUCACGGUCGCCAGUCAGAACGGGUCCGUCACACUCCAAAUCCAAUCUGAUAAGAGCAAAGGACCGAGCUGGGAUGGCGUCCGAUGGAGGACAGAUAAAUGUUCGCUGGAACUGAAGAUGCCUCGUGGGUUCAUAGUCGCGAUACAAUGUUCGCAGACAGAUUUCCGCAUGCUCUGGAACAUAUUCGACUUCAACGCCAAAGUCCAGUCAUACCUGUACCCGAGCAAGGAGGAAUCCGUCACUUUCCAGACGAAGCUGCGCGGAUUCCAUUACUUUGACGCUGACCCGAACUCACGGGUAUUUCCAAAGGAGCCUGUCGGCCAAUGUGAAGUAGCACUAUUUGAACGACUCCUCAAGGAAGGCAGCCCAACCGGGCCGAGAACAUUUCACCGCGGGUUCCGCUUAGCUGUCGUUACAGGACCUCGGACCAGAACGCUCAGCGGCGUUACACACUUCUACACACCUCAAAUGCCUAUCCAGUUUUCUUACCUACGUGGCGAACAACGGGAGCCCAUGCUCCAGCUUGCGUAUGGCGAUGCGAAGACCAGAUGUCGCAUGGUCCUCAUAUUCAGUGACGAUAACGAGCGCGAGAAGUUGCUUACUUUGCUCAAAGGGAGCUAUGUACAUGGCGACGAGGAGGUCAUCACUGAGGUGCCGCUACAAGGUUUCAGCAUGUCAGAAGGCCUGCAAGACACGAAGGGUGGCCUCCAGACUCUGCAACGACUACCCUGGCAGCGUGCGAGGAUUGUCAACGAUAAAUACACUGAAAACCCGCCAGUUGUUCUAGCUGAGAAGCUGCGCCUGGAGCUGAUAUCACUUGAUCAAAAGGGCAAUCCGGUCGGCACAAUUACAGACAGAGUCAACAUGGCGCCCGGGGAGUUCAAGAUUCGGCUGGGAACUAAAGACAUUCUGACAUUACAGGCCAUCCGCAACCCUCAGGUUGAUAUGACCAUUUCGAUUAUGGACCGACCAGGUGCAUCAGACGCACGCCGCGAGUUCACCUCGUUGCAAGAAACGAUAGCCCGAACUCAGACCGUUCGUACAUACCGAUUCAACAACUUCAAGGAUCUCCAUGCUUUCCAAGCUGGCAUCACCGGGUAUGCAGUGUUGUUCGAUGGUGUUGCUUCCUCGCUCAACAUUACGCGUCGUCGCAUGGUUGUCCCUGUACACAAGAAAUGGGAGUCGGGGACGGCGCGUAUUCAGGUUGUCCAACACAACGCCGACAAGACAGUUCAGCUCUUGGCCUUUUUUGAGAACUGGCACCAUGGCCAGUGCAUGGGUUUUGUUCUUAAGGGCACAGAUGUCUUUGAGAGCACCGGAAAGAUGGGCAAGGCGGUGGUCAAGUUCGUGGAGGCCAAGUUCCCCCUGCCGAGAGUGUCUCGCGACGAGAACAGUGAGGGCAACGAUGACAUGGCAUUUGUGAGCCUGGAUAUGCCCGACUACGCAGGCGAGCAUGAUGAUAUCAGCAUCGUGUUUGAGGACGAGGCUGAGAGAGACAAACUCUGCGCGUGCCUACCUGCCCCCGUCAAGGGGUCGAGGCUGAGUAAGAUCGGCAGGUAA
Molecule: messenger RNA, 3726 nt
Organism: Neoarthrinium moseri
Lineage: Eukaryota; Fungi; Ascomycota; Sordariomycetes; Amphisphaeriales; Apiosporaceae
Exons: 2
Coding region: 1-3726 (1241 amino acids)
Source: RefSeq, a predicted model, not a curated record